CCGUGCGCGUGGUGGGAACGGUAGCAAGAUGGCGGCGCUGAAGGAGGAGCAGUGCUACGGACUGUCCUGUGGAAGAGUGAGCAACGGUAGCAAUGUAUCCGUCUUUCACGUUAAACUCACUGACAGCGCACUGAGAGCGUUUGAAGGCUAUCAGAGCAACAAGGUCCUGUCAUCACAACCAUUGAUCAGAUUUAAUGGAAACCAAGGGAAAAUUUCUAUACCACGGUCAGAAAAUUCCAGUGAACUGCAAACGUUUACUUUCUACUUGUCAAAUGUGGGCAGAGAUAACCCCCAGGGCAGCUUUGACUGCAUCCAGCAGUUCAUCACCAGUGAAGGGAGCAUUCAGCUGGAUUGUUUGGGUGGGAUCCAGGACAAGAUUACAGUAUGUGCCACAGACGACUCCUACCAGAAGGCCAGAGAAAGCAUGGCCCAGGUUGAGGAGGAGACUCGCAGUAGGAGUGCCAUUGUCAUCAAGCCUGGGGGAAGAUAUGUAGGCAAGAAGGUUCAGAUCCGGAAACCGGCACCUGGCCUCUCAGACAUUGCCCCAUUACGGAGAACGUCUCGGCCUGUCAUCAUCUCUAGCAGUACUCUAAAGAAAGCCACGACUCAGCACAGGCCGCUCCGAGAGCGCCUCAUACACCUGCUGGCCCUCAAGCCUUACAAGAAGCCUGAGCUGAUCCUGAGGUUGCAGAAAGAUGGCCUCUCACAAUUAGACAAAGACUCCCUGGACAGCCACCUGCAACAGGUGGCAAACCUAAAUGGGAGAGACAACACCUUCACAUUGAAGGACUUUUUGUAUAAGGAAAUUCAGAAGGACUGGCCGGGCUAUACAGAGGGAGACCAGCAGCUUCUCAAGAGAAUCUUGUUCAGGAAACAGUGCCAGGCCCAGAACAGCUCUGCCCCUCCACCUGAGAGCCCGCCCAAAGAACUAGCGAGCAGCUCGCCCUCUCAGAAACGGCCUGCUGCUGACUUCAUUGACCCUCUUGUCAACAAAAAGCCCAGGAUAUCGCACCUCGCCAGCAAGGCUGCAACAGCCCCGGUUAAUGGCAAGCUCAGCUCCUCAAACGGGAGAGGCGAGGCGGGAGGAGCACAGGCAGAAGUGGUUUCUAUGUCAGAUGGCGGCAUGUCGUCCAGCUCCCAGCAGCUCCCUGUGCUGGACAUACCUCGUCCUUUUGAAGCGCUGUCAGACGUCAGUAAUGACUCCAGCCACAAUGGGAGAGAUUGUGACUCUCAGGAAACAGCAGUGUCCGAGAGGCUCAGCCAACCUCCUUCACUCUUCUCUGUCUCAGCGGUGCUCACCGCACCAAGCAUCGGCACAUCAUCUCCUGGACACUCGGUGCUAGAUGGCCCUCGGGACAAAAGUCUUUCAUCCUUAAACAGCAAGUCCAGGAAGAAGUCAAAAAAGCAUAAAGACAAGGAGAAGAGCAAAGACAGGGAGCGGGCAAGAGAGAAGGAGCAAGAGAAGGAGAAGGAGAAAGAGAGGAAGAGUCGUGAGGAACGUGUGCCUGAGCCUAAUAAAGCCUGUGAGAUAAGCCCAGGAAACCUCAAAAGCAACAGUAUUCCACACAAAAGCACAGAUCUGAAUGGAAUGUGCAACAGUACCAGUAUUCCUUCAUCAUCACCUGAGGUGGCAGACUAUUUAUUGAAGUACACUGUAAUCGGCUCUCCAGAGCAGCGCCAGAGGUAUAAAAACGAUUUCAACGCCGAGUACAGUGAGUACCGAGGUCUGCAUGCUCGGAUAGAGGGCAUCACCCGGCAGUUCACUGUGCUCGACAAUGAGCUCAAACAACUCCAGCAAGGCACAGACAAGUACAAGACAAUCCACAAUCAGAUACUUCAAGAAUAUCAUAAAAUAAAAAAGACUAAUCCAAACUAUAGCCAAGAGAAGAACCGCUGUGAAUAUCUACACAACAAACUGGCACAUAUAAAGAGACUUAUUGCAGAGUACGAUCAACAGCAACUUUAAAAAUAGUUAUUAGACAUCGUUUCCCUGUUAUCUCUGGAAACCAAGCAGAUAAAGGAAAACUCUGGAUUCCGCUUGUGCUAAAAAAAAAAAAAAAAAAAAUGUUCUCAUGAAAGAUGCCAUGAAGGGAGUAUUUCCCUCAUUGGGGCCAAAGGCUCUAAUGAGGACUAAGCAGGACACAUGAUCUCUUUUUCUCUCUCUUUCCUUUGUUUUCUUUUUCCUUUUGGUAGAUGGGGUUGAGCCUGGUGUGGCCAGGUCCAUCUGUGUAGUUACAAUGCAUCCAGAAAGAAAGGUUCUGUGUGGCUUUGUUUUUUUUUUGUUUGUUUUUUUUUUUUUUUUUCCAACAGCCCACCCUGCUUAUAGUGCACAGAGGUCUGAAAGAGUCAACAUGGACAGUUUUCUACUUUCUUUGGAAACAUCCAAAUAAUCUUUCCUGCUUUUGAAACUGGAGGGAAGGGGACACUGAGAUGAAAACUGCAGAGUGUAUGCCAAAAGCAACUAAUUUGUUUUCGUGUAAGAAAAAUUAAGUUAAUGAUACAAAGGUUUUUCCCCAUAUACUGAAACGAAUGGUUGGGAUGUUUAUUUUUCUGUCAUUCAUUUUAUUUAUUUUUGACACUUAACUGGGGGGAAUGAGUCUGUUUUACACUCCUCAAGACCAGUACUUAAAAGCUGUCUCUCUUAUUUUUUUUUGUCCUCACGUCUUGAAUGUCAGCCAGUAUUUUAUUCAGAAGCUGCCUUGCCCAUCUAAUCGUCAAUCUGUUGGCAUUAAUUAUUUCUUUUCUCUUUUAAAGAAAUGCAAAUAUUACUAUUGAUUAAAUCAAAACAAUGCCUCUAAAUGCACACAGUCAGACGCAGUUUGUGCGCUUGGCUUUUCUUUUCUAAAAUCAUGUGCAGAUGUCUUAACAAUGGGGACGUGUGAAAGUUUCCAGUCAGUCUAGAGCUGUUGAUCUUCUUUGAACACAGUCUCAUCACUCAGUCAUGACGAGCUGCAGUGCUUGUUCACCAGUUACAGCAGUGGUCCUAACUUAUGGUCCAUCAUAUUCUAUCUGUAUUAAGCUCUUCAUUGGUUAUUUUUACGAGUUUAGUUUGGGAUGGCUUUUGUAGCAAUAGAAUUAUUCAGUUAUCUGAAGAGUUCAUUGCCAGUUCUACUCUUCAUCACACUAUGGAAGAUCCUCUAAUUGUAAGAUGAUGCAGACAGGGGAUUCGGAUCCACAGGCUUUUUCUUUUUCAUCAUCAAAGUGUUCAAACCAUUUAGGUUGAUCCACAGAUCUGAAUACCUUAGGUUUCCAUCCUUGCCAAUUUUAGUUAUGUUAACAACAGUGUUUACAGUGUCUAUUAGAAGAUCAAAUUUUCUUGUUCUGUCUGCUCAUCGACCCACAUGAUAGUCCAUUUGAGACGACUGUUAAGAUGAAGCCAUCUUUGAUCAUCUUCCGAGUGGAGACUGGUGGGCCUCCUCCUCAGAGAGGGAAUGCUCACGUGUGACCACUUUUUGCCUUUUCAAAUGUGAUGUCAGAUACUCUGGAGGAUGACAUGAAAAUCCAUCUCCUGGAUCAGCUCUACUCUCUGAGAAGUGUCGCAUCAAGACGGAGUCACUCAACUUAUCCGAAGACGAAUUAGAAAUGCUGUUUCAGAAGUCAAGUUUAGUCAGCAAAUGCAUUUCUUAUAUCGAUCUUUUUAUGUGAAUAUGAAAAAUCAGCACUUUUUCUCCUGAUCUUGCUGUUACCUGGGGGUUUUGUCCAAAUGACACUUUUCUCUUUGUCCAUCAGCGUGCAUGCUUUAUGAAUGUGUUACAAUGAACAGUCUUUAUAUCUUUACUUGAAAAAAACUGCCCAAGGAUAUCAGAAUCCAAGCAAUGGCCUAGUCCAACCGAGUUCAUAUGUAAUCAUUAGACAUGGCUGUGACCAGCAUGUAUACCAAAGUGCUUACUGAGUCGGAUGAAACGAAACGUGCUACCAAAUGUUGGCAAAGGAACAUGUCACAGUAUUCUGUAGUUUCUGUUAUCAUUUCUAUUGUCCAUGUAGUUCAUCAUCCAGUGGAAACUUUCUCAGUGUUUUCUUGUGAGAAGUCAAAGGAGGCUCCUUUACUUCAGAUCGGAUUUGCAUGAUUGGGCUCAAGUGUUUUUAAUGUUAUGUCCGGUUUAAGAUGAUAUCAAUCUCCUAUUUCAAACACUACAUCUAGGCCAGACUCACCACAGCAAUGCUGCCUUGGUCGAGACUUGAGACUGAGACUGAAUCUGGGACUUGACGUCUGGGCAGGAGCAGACGUUGAUGUCUUGUCACCAGAAUCAACACUCAGCAUCGCCCAGUACUGCAACCUUUAACAAGAAAGACGCUUUUCAUCAAUUCUUACUGUACCUUGAUUUCUAGAAGCAUUCUGAUAUGAUUACUGUAUUGCACCUCCUAUUAUGGUCAAAAUCCAUCAGGAAUGAGUUCAUUCAGUAAACACAUUUUGCUCUGAUGGAGAGCAAACUGUUUGAAAGAAACGAAAUGCCAGCACAAGCGUACCAUUGUAUGAGUUGAUUGUGCCAAAAUGACCUGUUGUAUAGGGGUUUUUUUUUCUUUCAUUUUCUUUGAGUAUAUACAUGCUGCUGUAUAAGCAAAGAGGGCUUUGGAGAAGAGUCAUGAAAUGUUGGCGCUAAAACCCAAAGCACGCUUUUUGAAAACCAUAAGGGACUGGGACUGAAAUUGAUCCUUGUUUCAAUAAAAUUCUUUAAAAUCCUUAUUUGUGAAAUUCUGAA
Seriola aureovittata is the source of this 4700-nucleotide messenger RNA. It is a transcript of the gene ell, whose product is annotated as elongation factor RNA polymerase II. Bases 29 to 1966 code for a protein of 645 amino acids. Lineage: Eukaryota; Metazoa; Chordata; Actinopteri; Carangiformes; Carangidae. The record is from RefSeq and is a predicted model, not a curated record. Gene Ontology annotation, molecular function: cis-regulatory region sequence-specific DNA binding. Gene Ontology annotation, biological process: transcription elongation by RNA polymerase II; positive regulation of transcription elongation by RNA polymerase II; snRNA transcription by RNA polymerase II. Gene Ontology annotation, cellular component: transcription elongation factor complex. The transcript has 12 exons.